CAUACGGUGCUCCUGUUCUCUUCGUCCGGAAGAAGAACAAGGACCUGCGGUUGUGCAUCGAUUAUCGCAAGCUCAGCGCGCAGACGAUCAGGAACACCGGCCCUCUCCCACGCAUCGAUGACCUUCUCGAGCGAUUGGGCGGCGCCCAGUUCUUCUCUAAGUUGGAUCUCAAGUCAGGGUACCACCAACUCGAGAUUCGCAAGGAGGAUCGCUACAAGACCGCGUUCAAGACUCGGUAUGGGCAUUUCGAAUGGCUGGUCAUGCCAUUUGGCCUUACGAAUGCCCCAACCACUUUCCAAGCGGCUAUGACGUCGGAGUUCCGCCACAUGCUGGAUCGUUUCGUACUUAUAUACCUCGACGACAUUCUGGUUUACAGUCGGAGUCUGGACGAGCAUGUGGAACACCUGCGCACCGUUUUGGAGCGGCUACGACAGGCCAAGUACAAAGCAAACCGCGACAAGUGCGAGUUCGCACAGCAGGAGCUGGAGUACUUGGGACACUAUGUGACGCCGCAAGGCAUCCGUCCGCUUGCGGACAAGAUCGAGGCCAUCCGCGUAUGGCCCGAGCCCACCAACACCACGGACGUUAGUUCAUUCAUGGGGUUGGCAGGCUAUUAUCAGCGUUUCAUCACCGGAUACUCAAGGAUUGUCGCACCUCUGACGAGACUACAAUCGCCAAAGGUGCCAUUCGUAUUCAAUGACGAUGCGCGCCAGGCUUUCCAAGCACUCAAGACGGCCAUGCUCAUGGCACCCGUCCUUAGCAUCUACGACCCCACUGCCUACGAGAGUGACGACUGACGCUUCUGGUUACGGCAUUGGGGCAGUCUUGGAGCAGCACGACGGCGAGGAUUGGCACCCUGUGGAGUAUUUCAGCCACAAAG
Molecule: messenger RNA, 880 nt
Organism: Chara braunii
Lineage: Eukaryota; Viridiplantae; Streptophyta; Charophyceae; Charales; Characeae
Source: the annotation of a GenBank genome assembly